ACCACAAAUUAUGUUACUGAGAGAAAUACUGUUAUUGUUUCCCUUUUGGAUAUUUUUCUUUAUUUUUUUUCCAUCUUUGCGCUCAAGGAUUUCGCAUCUCUUUCUUGGUUGGAUGAGAAAAUGACCCAAAGAACAAUGGCAUGGCGAGUAUAUUUGCUGAAUUACGUUGUUGCUCUUUCUGUUUGCGUGGUUAUUGGCCAGGUCACUUACUCCAUCCGUGAAGAAAUUGCAGUCGGGUCUUUGAUCGGUAACGUAGCAUCGGAUUUUGAUUUAGACCCGCAAAGGCUGAACGCAGGAAAAGCUCGUAUAUAUGGCACGGAUUACGUUGAGCUGAAUAGAGGAAGAGGAGACAUUGUUAUCAAAGAGCGGAUAGACAGAGAGGCUCUCUGUGGGCAGACGACGCCCUGCGCAUUUGAUUUUCAAAUAAUUUUAGAGAAUCCCAUGCAGUUUUACAGCAUUAAUGUGGAAAUUACCGAUAUCAACGAUAACGCUCCGUGUUUUAAAAAGACUGAAUUGAAAUUUGAAAUCAGCGAAACAGCUCAAGUAGGUUCGAAAUAUGUUUUAGAGAAAGCUGUUGAUGAUGAUGUAGGUUUAAAUUCUCUCCAGAGCUAUUCACUGAGUAUGAAUGAGAACUUUGUUUUAAAUCCUUACACAAUAGGGAGCCGUGCAAAUGUGGAAAUGAUUUUAAAUAAACCCCUUGAUCGAGAAAAAAGGGAUCGAUUAUCUUUAGUGUUGACUGCAAUGGAUGGUGGUAAUCCGCAGCUUUCCGGAACAAUUCAGAUCGUCGUGGCUGUACUUGAUGCUAAUGAUAAUGCACCCAUUUGUUCUCAAAGAGAGUACAAGUCAAACGUUAAAGAAAUUGCGACAAAAGGGACCGUUAUAGCAAGGAUCAGUGCGUCUGAUGCAGACGAAGGACCACAUGGAUUUAUACAAUAUUCAAUAUCCAAUAUGCCAAAAGGAGCAGUUGAUCUAUUUGAAAUAGACAAAGACAGUGGAGAUUUCAUAUUGUUGGGGCAGCUUGAUUAUGAAAAAUAUAAUAACUAUGAGAUAGAUAUUCUUGCAUCCGACGUAGGUGGAAACAAAGAUGUAUGUAAAUUGAUAAUAACUGUUCUAGAUAUAAACGAUAACCCACCGACGAUCAAUAUCAUGUCAGCAUCCUCCACCGUAUCUGAAGAUGCUGAACCUGGCACCGUUUUGUCAAUGAUAAAUGUUCAGGAUCCUGAUUCUAAUGAAAAUGGAAAUGUUCACUGCAGUCAUGAUUAUCAUGAUUACUUUAAAAUCUUGCCAACUUCUAAACAUUUCUUAAAGUUAGUGACAGACAGCACAUUAGACAGAGAAGCCAUGUCCGAUUAUAAUAUCACAGUAACCUGUUCUGAUGAAGGAGUACCUUCCCUUUCCAGCAGCGUCACCCUCUCGCUAAAGAUCUCCGAUGUCAAUGAUAACGCCCCUGUAUUUGAGAGGAGCUCAUAUGAGGCCUACAUUGUAGAAAAUAACACACCAGGACUCUCUAUAUUCACAAUAAAAGCAACAGACGCUGACUGGAACCAAAACUGCCGCGUUUCUUACAUAUUGGAGGACUCCUCUGUAAACGGAGUUCCAGUCUCCUCAUAUGUGUCAGUUAGUGCUGACAGUGGAGUCGUCCAUGCAGUUCGCUCUUUUGACUAUGAGCAGAUCAAAGAUUUUCAUUUUCACAUCAAAGCUCAAGAUGGAGGCUCUCCUCCACUCAGUAGCAACGUAACUGUAAAGAUCCAGAUCCAGGACCAGAACGAUAACCCCCCUCAGGUCCUUUACCCAGUCCAGACUGGUGGCUCUGUAGUGGCUGAAAUGGUGCCUCGUUCAGCAGAUGUGGGCUACCUGGUGACUAAGGUGGUGGCUGUUGAUGUGGACUCUGGACAGAACGCCUGGCUCUCCUAUAAACUACAGAAAGCUACAGACAGAGCGCUGUUUGAAGUGGGCUUACAGAAUGGAGAAAUAAGAACAAUCCGUCAGGUGACUGAUAAAGAUGCUGUGAAACAGAGACUGACUGUUAUAGUGGAGGACAACGGGCAGCCGUCUCGUUCGGCUACAGUUAUUGUUAACGUGGCGGUGGCUGAUAGCUUCCCUGAAGUGCUAUCAGAAUUCACUGACUUUUCACAUGACAAGGAGUACAAUGAAAACCUUACGUUUUAUUUAGUUUUGGCUCUGGCUGUAGUCUCCUUCCUAUUCAUUACGUGUUUGGUGGUUAUUAUAUCAGUGAAGAUCUACAGAUGGAGACAGUCCCGCAUCCUAUAUCACUCCAACCUCCCUGUGAUUCCAUAUUAUCCACCACGUUACUCAGACACUUUAGGAACAGGGAAUCUACCACACGUGUACAAUUACGAGGUGUGCAGGACAUCUGACUCCAGAAAAAGUGACAAGUUUGGAAGAGAUGGCAGCCAAAACGUUUUGAUAUUGGACCGCAGUUCCACAGGGACGAUGCAACGGAUGCAGAGUGAGAAGAGCAUCCUGGAUGAACCUGACUCUCCUGUUGAGCAUGAUAUGUAA
Messenger RNA from Cyprinodon variegatus (sheepshead minnow), 2523 nucleotides. RefSeq names its product protocadherin gamma-A2-like. Bases 121 to 2523 code for a protein of 800 amino acids. The transcript is spliced from 3 exons. Gene Ontology annotation, biological process: homophilic cell-cell adhesion. Lineage: Eukaryota; Metazoa; Chordata; Actinopteri; Cyprinodontiformes; Cyprinodontidae. The record is from RefSeq and is a predicted model, not a curated record. Gene Ontology annotation, molecular function: calcium ion binding. Gene Ontology annotation, cellular component: plasma membrane.